Molecule: messenger RNA, 792 nt
Organism: Oppiella nova
Lineage: Eukaryota; Metazoa; Arthropoda; Arachnida; Sarcoptiformes; Oppiidae
Source: the annotation of a GenBank genome assembly
AUGCUUAAUGACAAUGUAAUAGUUGAUUCAACAGAAUUAGGAAACAAUUCAUCGGAAAGUCAUUAUAAAAGUCUGUUCAUUGAGUUAUCGGCCAUCGGUUCCGGAGGUUUUGGAACUGUAUUUAAAGUGAAGCAUAAAAUCGAUGAUCAGAUAUAUGCCGUCAAAAAAGUCACUUUUAAAGUUAGCUCAGAAUAUGUGGUUCAGUAUUACAACUCAUGGCCCGAAACCGAAUACCUCUACAUUCAGAUGGAGUUCUGUUCACAGAAUUUAAGGAAUAUUCUCGAAAAGAAAGCAAAAGUAUUUUCGAGAGAAUUAGGAGACCCUAUGGAUUGUGUCGACUUAGAACUCCAUCUGAAUGUAGAGAAUUCCAUUUAUAUAUUAAUCGCUGAAAACGUGAGAAAUGGUAGAUUUGUUAAGUUAUGUGACUUUGGUUUGGCUGUCGAGCACCAGAAGGCAUCCCAGAGUCACACCACAAAUGUGGGAACAAUUAAAUAUAUGGCCCCAGAAUUGGAUCAAUCAAAAUAUACCACAAAAUCAGAUAUUUAUUGUUUAGGAAUCCUUUCAAUGGAAUUGUUUGAUAUAUUCUUAGAGAAUACUCAUACGGCUGCCAUCACCUACCGGUGCGAGUGUGACGUGUCAUACAUUAAUAAUUUGAGACUUAGUAUCCAAAUAAGGGUUACCCAUAAGGGUCGGGCACCUCGUAAGGUCCGGUGCCAAUGGUUAGACUGUGACUUUCAGACCCCCCAUUCCUCACGUUUGGAUAAUCACGCGAAUAAAGUGCAUCAGAAUUGA